This is a messenger RNA of Pan troglodytes (chimpanzee), 1376 nucleotides long. It is a transcript of the gene DUSP29, whose product is annotated as dual specificity phosphatase 29. Gene Ontology annotation, molecular function: MAP kinase phosphatase activity; protein tyrosine/serine/threonine phosphatase activity. The transcript has 5 exons. The coding region runs from base 197 to 1009 and encodes 270 amino acids. Gene Ontology annotation, biological process: protein dephosphorylation; negative regulation of MAPK cascade. Gene Ontology annotation, cellular component: cytoplasm. The record is from RefSeq and is a predicted model, not a curated record. NCBI's taxonomy places the organism in Eukaryota, Metazoa, Chordata, Mammalia, Primates, Hominidae.
UGUCAUAGGUCUCCUCUUAGACUGGACGGCACGCAAGGUCAGCGUCAGCAGAUCUGACCCUAAAAAUAGGCCUCUGUUGCCAGUCGGGGUGGCUGGGCGUGCGGCUGCUACAUGCCCCACGGACCAGAACCUCCUGACGCGGCCAGGCCCCGGCACACCCAGCUGCAGAAAGGAGAGAAAAUCCCUUGGCUCUAAAAUGACAUCUGGAGAAGUGAAGACAAGCCUCAAGAAUGCCUACUCAUCUGCCAAGAGGCUGUCGCUGAAGAUGGAGGAGGAAGGGGAGGAGGAGGACUACUGCACCCCUGGAGCCUUUGAGCUGGAGCGGCUCUUCUGGAAGGGCAGUCCCCAGUACACCCACGUCAACGAGGUCUGGCCCAAGCUCUACAUUGGUGAUGAGGCGACGGCGCUGGACCGCUAUAGGCUGCAGAAGGCGGGGUUCACGCACGUGCUGAACGCGGCCCACGGCCGCUGGAACGUGGACACUGGGCCCGACUACUACCGCGACAUGGACAUCCAGUACCACGGCGUGGAGGCCGACGACCUGCCCACCUUCGACCUCAGUGUCUUCUUCUACCCGGCGGCAGCCUUCAUCGACAGAGCACUACGCGACGACCACAAAUUCAGGUCCCCAAAAGGCUUAAUGAACUACAGCUUUCAUCUGUUUCAAGUACUGAGUCAUGACAGAAAGAAUUACCCUGAUUUCUGGGAGAGGAAGAAACGCUUUGGUUAUCAGCAGGGCUGGCCAGAGGCCCGGCGCCUCCAGAAAGGUAAGAUCCUGGUUCACUGCGUCAUGGGCCGCAGCCGGUCAGCCACCCUGGUCCUGGCCUACCUGAUGAUCCACAAGGACAUGACCCUGGUGGACGCCAUCCAGCAAGUGGCCAAGAACCGCUGCGUCCUCCCGAACCGGGGCUUUUUGAAGCAGCUCCGGGAGCUGGACAAGCAGCUGGUGCAGCAGAGGCGACAGGCCCAGCGCCAGGACGGUGAGGAGGAGGAUGGCAGGGAGCUGUAGGCCCGACACAGGGCCAGCAGAGGCGCUUCGGGACAGAGGGGAGAGGCAGAACAUAGCCCUGGCCUAGGACUCCAGAGAAGGGAUGGUGAAACCGAAGCUCGACUCUUCCAAAUCAUCUUGUUCAACUUCCCCAUGUGUGCUGGGGACAGGGAGGACCCAGAGCUGCCCCCGGGCAGAGCUGAGUGCUCAGCCUCUCAGCAAAAUGGGAGGGACGGGCUCCCCGGCUCUGGGUCACAGAGGAGCAUGCCACGCUGCACCAAGUCUCCUGCUUUGGUUUUGUUUUUUUGGUGAGAAGGAAGAGGGAAAAGAUUUUAAAAUGUGUAGGCAUUAUGUUGUGAUUAAAUGUUUGGCUUUGUCUGAAAGGAAA